Molecule: messenger RNA, 4524 nt
Organism: Acipenser ruthenus (sterlet)
Lineage: Eukaryota; Metazoa; Chordata; Actinopteri; Acipenseriformes; Acipenseridae
Product: zinc finger protein 345-like
Exons: 3
Coding region: 117-1664 (515 amino acids)
Source: RefSeq, a predicted model, not a curated record
GUGAGUUCCAUGUUGUUGUUUUUAAUUGGUGUUUGGUUGUUCUCGACGCAGUGGUGUUUUGCUGUUAGCCGCGGGUUUUUCAGCCGGUCAGUGUUUCUGUGCAGCGCAGAGUGAAGAUGGAAACCGUCCAGAUUAAAGAGGAGUACCCUGAACUUGAACCUGUCCCCAUUAGAGUGGAGUUCUCUGGGCUGGCUUCCCUCCCCAUUAAACAGGAGCUCUGUGAGAUGCAAUGUAACAGCAGUCAGCCAGAGGUCUCUGAGAUUAAAGCUGAGCACAAUGACCUGGAGAUCCCCCAGACAGAAGAACCCCUUCCUGUUAAACAAGAAGAGGUGCUGGAAACUGUCCAUAUUAAACAGGAGCCCCCUGAUGCAGAGUUUGAGCACAUGGAAGCAGUGAAGGAAGAAUCCGAGGACUUCAAACCAAACAUCCCUGAGCUGGAUCCUGUGGGCCUGCGGGAGUGUAGCGUGGUGCUGGAAAGAAUCUGCAUGAGAGAGCAAGGCGCUGGAGAGGAAAGCUCUCCCAACAGCACGCAAGGAGGUGGAAAGGAAGACGGGCGCUCCCAUUCAGAAUGCAGUCUAGCAGGUUCCAGUCCAGCAGCUAAAGCGAGGGCGGGAGGUGGAGAAUAUCCUGACUGUGGGAAAGGUUUCACCCAGUUAGGAAACCUGAAAACACACCAGCGAAUUCACACUGGAGAGAAACUGUAUCGCUGCUCUGACUGUGGGAAGAGUUUUAGGGAUUCAGGAACCCUGAAAAGACACCAGCGAAUUCACACAGGAGAGAAACCGUAUUGCUGCUCUGACUGUGGGAAGAGUUUCAUUCAGUCAGGACACCUGAAAAGACACCAGCGAAUUCAUACUGGAGAGAAACCAUUUCGCUGCUCUGACUGUGGGAUGAGUUUCAGUCAUUCAGGAGACAUGAAAAAGCACCAACGAAUUCACACUGGAGAGAAUCCAUUUUGCUGCUCUGACUGUGGGAUGAGUUUCAGUCAUUCAGGAGACAUGAAAAAACACCAGAGAAUUCACACAGGAGAGAAACCGUAUUGCUGCUCUGACUGUGGGAAGAGUUUCAGUUUUUCAGGAGACAUGAAAAAACACCAGCGAAGUCACACUGGAGAGAAACCAUAUCUCUGCUCUGACUGUGGGAAGAGUUUCAGUUUUUCAGGAGACAUGAAAAAACACCAGAGAAUUCACACAGGAGAGAAGCCGUAUUGCUGCUCUGACUGUGGGAAGAGUUUCCGUUUUAAAAACAAUCUUCAUACACACCAACAAAUUCACACAGGAGAGAAACCAUAUCACUGCUCUGACUGUGGGAAGAGUUUCCGUUUGAAAACCAACCUUCAUAUACACCAACGAAUUCACACAGGAGAGAAACCGUAUCACUGCUCUGACUGUGGGAAGAGUUUCCGUUUUAAAGCCAACCUUCUUACACACCGACAAAUUCACACAGGAGAGAAACCGUGUCACUGCUCUGACUGUGGGAAGAGUUUCCGUACUAAAAAUGACCUUCGAGUACAUCAACGAAUUCAUUCAGGAGAGAAACCGUAUUGGUGCUCUGACUGUGGCAAGCACUUCCGUCAGGCAGGAGCUCUGAAAUCACACCAGCGAAUUCACAACGGUGACAAAGUCCAUGUUCAUUCAGAACGAAACCUUAACCUUGCAUUAUGAGUUCCUGUGUAAUUUACUGCUUUGUGUUUCACUCUAAGAGCUUGAUUUUUAAAUGGUCAAAAUGCUCUUCAAGAACUUAAACUCUGAUUGUGUUAGAAAGUGGGCGGAGACGCGGACACGUCACAAGAGGCUUCUCUGCUGUCAGUUUAACUCUGUCAAUGCAGUCAUAAGAACAUAAGAAAGUUUAACAACGAGAGGAGGCCAGUCAGCCCAUCUUGCUCGAUUGGUUGUUAGUAGCUUAUUUAUCCCAGAAUCUCAUCGAGCAGCUUCUUGAAGGAUCCCAGGGUGUCAGCUUCAAUAACAUUACUGGGGAGUUGGUUCCAGACCCUCACAAUUCUCUGUGUAAAAAAGUGCCUUCUAUUUUCUGUUCUGAAUGCCCCUUUAUCUAAUCUCCAUUUGUGACCCCUGGUCCUUGUUUCUUUUUUCAGGUCGAAAAAGUCCCCUGGGUCGACACUGUCAAUACCUUUUAGGAUUUUGAAUGUUUGAAUCAGAUCACCGCGUAGUCUUUGUUCAAGACUGAAUAGAUUCAAUUAUUUUAGCCUGUCUGCAUACGACAUGCCUUUUAAACCCGUGAUAAUUCUGGUCGCUCUUCUUUGCACUCUUUCUAGAGCAGCAAUAUCCUUUUUGUAUCGAGGUGACCAGAACUGAACACAAUAUUCUAGGUGAGGUCUUACUAAUGCAUUGUAAAGUUUUAACAUUACUUCCCUUGCUUUAAAUUUAGCACUUCUCACAAUAUAUCCCAGCAUCUUGUUGGCCUUUUUUAUAGCUUCCCCACAUUGUCUAGAUGAAGACAUUUCUAAGUCAACAUAAACUCCUAGGUCUUUUUCAUAGAUCCCUACUUCAAUUUCAGUAUCUCCCAUAUGAUAUUUAUAAUGCACAUUUUUAUUGCCUGUGUGCAGUACCUUACACUUUGCUCUAUUAAAUGUCAUUUACCAUGUGUCUGCCCAGUUCUGAAUGCUGUCUAGAUCAUUUUGAAUGACCUUUGCUGCUGCAACAGUGUUUGCCACUCCUCCUAUAUCAUCUGCAAUUUUAAUAAGUUUGCUUACUAUACCAGAAUCUAAAUCAUUAAUGUAAAUUAAUGAUUUAGUUACACCACUGGUUACCUUGCUCCAUUUUAAAGUUUCUCCUCUAAUCAGUACUUUCUGUUUUCUACAUGUUAACCACUCCCUAAUCCAUGUGCAUGCAUUUCCUUGAAUCCCUACUGCAUCCCUUCCUUUCUGCAUAUUCCCGAUCCCAGUCAUUGCCUGGGAGCGGGAAUAUGCAGAAAGGAAACUAUUCCGCACCUCAUCUGAUGGACGAGUCAGGAGAAAUUGAUAACUCAGUGUGGGGAAUCAGUAUCAGGGUUUAGCAUUUAAACUGCAUAGACUUGAAAAUAAAUACAUUGAUGGGAACGAAUAUCCCGACCCCGGUAUGUAGCAUCCCAGAGAGAAGACUGCACCGUCCUUAGUGGGCAACCGUCUGCAGGGUUUUAUCCUGUAAUCCCUGAAUAAAAAAGAUCGUGUUGCACCUGGACUCCAAGGUGAGAGGUUGAAGAUGAAUAAUCCUUUGUGCUAGGGUUAGGUUUUCAGUAAGAAGAGAGAGCUACUCAUUUAACGCAGAUGCAAAUUAUUUUGGAGCCUUCCCAGGGAAGAAAUGUGAAUAAAAUGAAACAUUCUAGGUCAAACAGCUGAGUGUAAAGGAUUGUGGGAAAUGUAUUCACUUGCACCCACAUUAGCAUCUCUGUUCUGUAUUUUAGUGUCGUUUGGGGACUUCAGUUCCCAUGAUGCAUUUCGAGUUGCCAUGCUGCUCACACAAAUACGUGCGCUCCUUGAUGACAAGUGGAGGUGCUGAAAGCGAUGGAUAAUGCAGCACCGUACAAGAAAAAGAAAGAUGCUGCUGCAGAUUUCAACAUUCCCACAAGCACUUUGAAAACCGUUCUGAAAUAACGGGAUACAAUAAUACAGGCCUGUGAACAGCAAACUGGAUGCAAGUCGUCAGCGUUUCUGAUUUGCUCAAUACCUGAUGCUGAGGACGCCUUGCUUCUGUGCUUUAAAAAUGCCUGUGAUCAGAAUGUGCCUGAAUCUGGAAUCACUGUGAGACACACCCUGAGGAAUUAGCACAGCAGCUGGGACAUACACAUUUCAACUGCAGUUCAUUUGCAAUAUACAGUUCUUAAAAGUUCACUUACAACUGUAUUUUCAAUAAAAUGCACAGUACUUUUACAUUUAUAAUACUUUUCACUGUACUGUAAUUGAAAUUUGAUUUCAGUCUUACUGUAACUUCAAUACAAACUGACCAUAUGCAUUUGAGACUGCUGAUAAUCAGAAUUACUGAUAACACUUUUUUUGCUGGUCCCUUGAAAUUCAUUUUCAUGAGAAUUGACAGUAUGUGUAUAUCUGGUGUACAUGCGCGUCCGCAGUUAGGAACUGGUUUAGGGUGCAAUAAGGAAACUAUAUAACAAUAUAUAACAAGCAUCAUUACAUUUAGAUUUGCUCCCCCCAGUCAUACAGUUAAUAAAGAGUGUUAAAAAAACAAUGGAUCACCAUCUCAAAUUCACAACCAAAGAACAUUCUGCAUUGAAAUUGAGUUAAAAAAAUGUUUUACUGACUAUACCUUACUACUUCUUAUCAUUUGCAUGAUUUAUUUUAAUUGCAAAUCUAUAUACUGCACUAUUUCAGUUUUGUUACAGGAUACAUUAGUUUAUCUCUAAUGUAAUCACAGUUUUAUAUAUACACUGCCCCUGUUCUGAGGCUAUGUGCCAAAUUCUGGCCUGCUGUGGUUUUCUGAUAACAUCCCAAAUUCUUGGCUGCUCUGAUGUUCCGAAUUCAGCCGAGUUUAUGGGAUGUUCUGCUCUUACACAUGACAGCCCAGUUUCUAGGUC